AGUGGGAGGGCAUUUGAUUACCGGCCAUUCCAACGCUUGUUCUACUCGCCCAAGUUUUUCCCUCCUAACACUUUUUUUCCCUUGGAGUCCCUUGACCCUCCGCACAGAAAAAACGAAGAAAAGGGGGAGAAAGUUGAAGAGAAAAGAAAUCGGCGAGAAAAGGAACCGACUGCUGAACUGAAAAUCAGGGAAAGAGAUUUCGAUUGAUAUUUAGAAUUCCAAAGUGACUUCAAUUUCUUUCUGAGCUGCUUUGAUGAGUGAGAGAGUGAAGAAGGAAAAACCGACGGAGAAAAGAGAGAGGAUGAAGAACAUCUUCAAGAAGCUUCACAUAGGUGGCAACCACGAUCCUCAGCGAUCCAAUGACAAUUCGCCACCUGUGCCGUCGCCCUCAUGCGCCGCCGAUCACUCUCAAAGCUCCGGCGCCACUCCUGCGAGUCCCUCCUCGGCCUCGGCCACAGCGUCUGCCUCCACCGGAGUGGCUACUCCCGCCGGCGGCUUGAGUCCGGUGGUAAAUCGGCAGGACUUUUUCUCGUCGGAGGAGGAGUUUCAGGUGCAGCUAGCCCUAGCUAUCAGCGCUUCCAAUUCGGAGUUCCGCGACGAUCCUGAGAAGGAUCAGAUCCACGCGGCGACGCUGUUAAGUCUAGGAGGUCUUCGAAUCGAUUCGGCGAGGAACAAGGACGACGCGUCGGAGGCGCUGUCGAGGCAGUACUGGGAAUAUAAUGUGCUUGACUAUGAGGAGAAAGUAGUAGAUGGUUUUUAUGAUGUAUAUGGGCCCUCUAAUGAUUCAGUGAUGCAAGGAAAGAUGCCAUCUCGAACGGAUCUUGAAGCAAAUCCGGGAGGUUCUGAGGUGGUCAUUGUGAAUAGAACAAUUGAUCCUGCACUGGAAGAACUGAUACAAAUUGCACAAUGUAUUGCAUUAGACUGCCCGGUCACUAGUUUGGCACAAAGGCUUGCUGAACUUGUUACAAGUCAUAUGGGUGGUCCUGUAAAGGAUGCUAAUAUUAUGUUAGCAAGAUGGACAGAAACAAGAGCAGAGUUAAGGACAAAUCUUCACACAAUUGUAUUGCCUCUUGGGUCCUUAAAUAUUGGGCUCUCUAGACAUCGUGCUUUGCUUUUCAAGGUAUUAGCUGACAACAUUAACAUGCCUUGUAGACUGGUAAAAGGGAGUCAUUACACUGGUGUGGAGGAUGAUGCUGUCAACAUUAUAAAGUUGGACGAAAGGGAGUUUUUGGUUGAUCUCAUGGCUGCUCCAGGGAUACUUAUCCCACUUAUGCCAGCUGAUAUUUUGAGCACCAAGGAUAGUGCCUUUAACAAGGCUUUUAAUCCCAAGAUUUUACCCAAUUUACCUUCCUCCAAGGAUACUGAAUUUUCUUACUCAAGACCUAUUCAACCAUCUCAUGGUGAAGGUAGUAGUCAAAAUUCUGUGAUAAAAGAUCAUUCACUGCCUUGGAAUGGAAAAUCAUAUUUUGAGAAAUCAGAGCCUUCAAACAUAGGUUUGAGAAGAGACACUGGCGUUGGUCCUUCUAAAAUUUCUAAUAGAGGGUCCCCUAAUCAACUGGAGAAUUUGCCUGCGUUGUCUGGUACUUCUCUGUACAAAGGGACCCUCGGAAUGAAUACAAUCGGUGAUGGGACGAGACUUAAUGUCAAUGUUGUACCAUAUACUCAAAACAGCUCCAAUGACUCUCGAAACCUUUUUGCAGAUCUUAACCCAUUCCAAAUAAAAGGAAUGGGGAAGGCCUCUGGGCUUAACAAACCCGUAGAAAUUAAACCUCCUGAGAUUAAAAAUACUAAAAAUAAUACUGUUUCUGGUCGGCCCCCAGUGCUACUGACAAAGAAGAACCGUCAUGCCUAUAAUGAAGACCCCAGGAAAACUAAUUAUAACCCUAAUGAGUACAAACCUCCCUUGUUUGUUUCCAAUGGUUCUGCUACAUCUGAAAAUGUUGACCUUAGUUCUAAACCAUUAUAUAAUUCAAAUUUAAAUAAUGAUGUAAAUGUUCAAACUUUGGCACAUGGUACUGGUUCAGUUUCAUCAUCUGUACCUGAACCGAGCCAGAUUGAGGAUCACAAUGCUGAUUUUAACCUGGGGGGUCUGGAAAAUUCUCAAAACUUCAUGGUAGAGGCAGUUCGAGAACCUGAUAAUGCUGAAAUAAGACAUCAUGACCGGAGGAAGCAUACUUAUGACAGAUUCAUGGGAAACAAUUUCAAACUAAAGGAACCAGAGAGUCCUAGCUCAUCAAUUGAUUCCAUCACAAACAGGGUGGAUCAAAUAUUGGAUGAUGUAGACGUUGGUGAAUGUGAGAUUCCAUGGGAGGAUCUCUUUCUUGGUGAAAGAAUUGGUAUAGGUUCAUAUGGUGAGGUAUACCAUGCCGACAUGAAUGGCACGGAGGUUGCUGUAAAGAAAUUUUUGGAUCAGGAUUUUUCAGGCGCUGCAUUGUCAGAAUUCAAAAGAGAAGUACGGAUAAUGCGUAGGUUACGUCAUCCAAAUAUUGUUCUUUUUAUGGGUGCUGUUACUCGUCCUCCUAAUCUUUCAAUCAUUUCGGAGUAUUUACCAAGAGGAAGCUUGUACCGAUUACUUCAUCGCCCUAAUUGUCAGAUCGAUGAGAAACGAAGAAUAAAAAUGGCUUUGGACGUGGCUAGGGGCAUGAAUUGCUUACACACCAGCACACCUAUAAUUGUUCACCGAGAUCUAAAGUCUCCGAAUCUUUUGGUUGAUAAGAACUGGAAUGUUAAGGUAUGCGAUUUUGGGUUGUCAAGGUUGAAGCACAACACUUUUUUGUCAUCCAAGUCAACUGCUGGAACGCCGGAGUGGAUGGCUCCUGAAGUUCUCCGCAAUGAACCCUCAAAUGAAAAAUGCGAUGUAUAUAGUUUUGGAGUCAUCCUGUGGGAACUUGCUACACUAAGGUUGCCGUGGACUGGAAUGAAUCCUAUGCAAGUUGUUGGUGCCGUUGGUUUUCAAAAUCGUAGACUUGAAAUUCCUAAGGAAGUCGAUCCUAUAGUUGCAAGAAUAAUAUGGGAGUGUUGGCAACAGGAUCCAAAUUUGCGGCCCUCGUUUGCACAACUCACAGUGGCUCUAAAGCCACUGCAGCGUCUGGUUAUCCCAUCGUAUCAAGACCAGGUACCUCCACUCGUGCCGCAGGAGAUUUCUGUAAAUUCCACCCCAUGAAAAGUCUCGCCUCAAGUGUGAAUAAGUAGGCAUUCUGCAUAUUUAUGUGCGUGUAAAGGUAACAAGAAUACAAUAAAAAAGAAAAAAAAAAAUCGAAACUUGUAACGGCAAAUGUUUGUGUUGAGGGAAAUAUCAACUGCAGCCAAACAACUGCAGAGAGCCAUUUUGUAUUUGUUGUGAUAGCUUGUCCGAGGAACUAAAACUCGGUAAUAUGUAAAUUACUGUACUUCCCAAGCAGAAAUUUCUAUACUAUGCAAAAGGUACGUUUUCAUC
Molecule: messenger RNA, 3436 nt
Organism: Vigna radiata var. radiata (mung bean)
Lineage: Eukaryota; Viridiplantae; Streptophyta; Magnoliopsida; Fabales; Fabaceae
Product: serine/threonine-protein kinase EDR1
Exons: 13
Coding region: 254-3163 (969 amino acids)
Biological process (GO): protein phosphorylation
Molecular function (GO): protein kinase activity; ATP binding
Source: RefSeq, a predicted model, not a curated record